This is a messenger RNA of Microplitis mediator, 2510 nucleotides long. RefSeq lists its product as uncharacterized. Bases 51 to 713 code for a protein of 220 amino acids. The record is from RefSeq and is a predicted model, not a curated record. Lineage: Eukaryota; Metazoa; Arthropoda; Insecta; Hymenoptera; Braconidae. The transcript has a single exon.
UAUAUUUUAGACUAUUAUAAUCAAAUAAUUGUGUACGACACUUCUAAUCAAUGAUGUUUUCUACAAGUCUUAAAGAACGUGAUAGUGAUGAAUUCUCACUAUAUUUUGAGACCAAAAUAACGAAUGAAUUUUUGCUAGAAAUUGUAGAGGCAGUCAAAGAGCUGUAUAGCAUAACAAUAGAACAUAACGUUAUAGACAGCAUAUUAUCACGUUGGAAAGACAAUGAUCACGAAUCUACUGCAACUUUUAUAGUGUAUAAUCGAAAUAUAGCCGGCUUUGCAUAUGACAUAGUGGAUUAUCCUAACAUUGUGUCUGAUGUUGAUGCGGAUAAUGGUUCUAGAAUCAUAUCUGAUGAUAAUGAAAUAAAUGAUAAUUGUUUUCGAACAAAAUGCACUUAUUUUGCAGUGACUAUAGAGCUAUUCUAUUAUGGAUGGAGCGACUUUCCAAAUAUUUACUAUAUACUGGCUGAUUUUUACUCCUGGGCUACGGUCAUUGUAGCUCAUCACACACAACCUCGAUGUCAUACAAAAACUAUUCAACGAUUUUCCUCGUAUUUUUCACCGUUAUUAGCGUACUAUUUUAAUGAUUUGUUUGACCAUUCAGUUGCAUACGUUCAUUUAAGAUUUGAUUUUAGGAAUGGUAAAUCACUUGAUGACAAAACUUACGUAAUCAGCGAAGCACUUUGGAACAAUGCUAACUCAUUUUACAAAUAAAUUGAUGUAUAACUGUAUUUACAAGAAAGCAAAAACAAAUAUUUGAAUUUUUGUUUGUGGUUUGUGUGUGGUUUCAAUAGUUUAAAUCAUUUGUGAUGAAAAAUACCAUAACUUGUCUUCAGAGUAACAAACCAAAAAAAAACUGCUAUAUACUAAUCUAUGCAGGAAAGUUAUUUUUAAAAAAUAUAGUUCAGAAAAAAAUCGAAGCAACGAUUGGCUCUGCAGGCCAGCCCCAAAACUUCUUGAUGUGUCCGAGCUCGUCAAGCUCUAAAAUACUUUUGAAUGUAAUUGUUUUUCAUGAGCUUUUCAAGCUCAAACGAGUUGCGCUUUAUGUUGAAGUUUAAAAAUUUGAAAAUCGGUAAUAAAUAUUGAACGAUUAUUUGUUAAAAUAUUAUUCACGAUUAUAUUCAAAAACAUAAAUGUAUUCAGGCAAGAAUCAAUUGUAACGGGCGAAAUUUAUAUCUUUCAAAUUUAAAUUCAAAUUCGACUCGCACCGAAACGAGAGCGACCUCCUUCUACAACAACGGCCGAUAAACAAACAAUCUACUCGUCGCUGGGGUCACUGCUGUCGAGUUUUAGAGCAGUUUUGUUUUGUAGACGUUGGCCAACCUGCGAGUGAGGGGUACGAGGCUCGGCAACUUUCGAGAGAUGUUCUCUUGGUUUUGGCAUUCAUCAGAGACGGACGCAUUUCCCGCACUCAUACAUAUCUAUACGACUAUAUAAUCCACAUUCAACAUCCAGUGUAAAUUUAUUCACACACACGCCAUUUGCCAAGAGCUUAUAAGCCCACUGGUGAGUGAAAGCUUAUUCUGUUUAUUAUAAAUUACUGUGGAUUAUUGGAGGAUUGGGUCUUGGGAGUGGACUUGGGACCUGGUACCUGAGGAUUGGGUUCUAAGAGGCUAGAGGACCAGAGAAAUCUAUUGGUGUCUUGUUGGAGAGAUCGGCGGAAGUCACGGGACAGUUGUUGGAGCAAAAGUGUUGAAGUGAGUGGAGUUUUCUCGAGUAUAAAAUUGUUAAUAGAGUCAUUAUAAUAUUGUUAAAAUAGAGUCAUUGAGAAAUAUUGUUAAAAUAGAGUCACUUAUAAUCUUAUACUAGUAGAGUCAGUAUAAAAUCUUUUCAAAGUCAUUUGUCGAGUCAAAUUCAUCAUCCAUUCUAAUUUUAUUGUUCACCUGUCAUAUUAAAAUUUUGUAAGACGACCCGUCUUGAAUAAAUGCCAGACUCAUUCAUUUUCUAUAUAUUACAUAUUAAUUAUUUCUGAACAUUUCUCUUUACAAGUGUAAGCUUCAGCGAAUUCUCUCUCUCGUAAAUUUCAUUUUUCACUGCGUGGUCCACUCGGGGUUUACCCUCACCUGGAGAUACUGAGACAGUCAGACAGGCUCGCAGAACGCCUCAAGUUUUGCAUAUGUGUUGGACACUUAUUAUAUUGGGACCACAACCUAAACCAAUAUAAUGAGCACACCCAUUACACAAUGUAAGAGAUCGAAAUAAAGAUUUAAUUUAGUUUUGACCAAAAUCAAAUCGUUAAUAGAUAAGAUUUCCAAGAAUACUAUAACUAAAACGAAUCGAAUCAUAUUAUGAAGUGAUCAAGGGAGACCAUGAAAAUAAAGAGUUGAUAUGAUUUCAAAUACAUUUUAGUACGUCACAUUAUGAUUCAUUCAGGAAAGAUGACAUUUAUUAUUAAUUAAACUUGUCCUCGACGAUGGUUUUGAACUGAUAAACCGAUUUUGAUUUUCGAUGUGGCAAGUGGCGUACUCUCUUACGUUCUAGGGCUAAUUGAAUUUUGGAAAUGGUUGAUUU